Molecule: messenger RNA, 414 nt
Organism: Penicillium odoratum
Lineage: Eukaryota; Fungi; Ascomycota; Eurotiomycetes; Eurotiales; Aspergillaceae
Product: GFA family protein
Exons: 4
Coding region: 1-414 (137 amino acids)
Molecular function (GO): carbon-sulfur lyase activity
Source: RefSeq, a predicted model, not a curated record
AUGACUCUUACCGGUAGCUGCAUGUGUGGUGUAAUCCACUACUCCGCUGAAGUGGACAAGUACCUCGCCGCUCUCUGCCACUGCACUGAUUGCCAGAAGUGGACUGGAGGCGCCUUCACCUCUAACGCCGUCGUUCCCCGCAGCAGCUUCAAGGUAACAAAGGGAACCCCCAAAACCUACGACGCCGUCGGAAACAGCGGCAAGGUUAAUAAGCAUUUCUUCUGCUCAAAUUGUGGAUCGGGACUGUAUACUGAGCUGGAGGUUAUGCCUGAUAUGCUUUGCGUUAAGGCCGGAGGUCUGGACAAUGAGGACGCUAAUCUCGGUGGGAAGAUUGAUAUCGAGUUUUAUGUUAAGGAUCGACCUAGUUAUCUAUCUGCUGUUGAGGGUGCGAAGCAGGAGCCUAUGUUUGGGUAA